Messenger RNA from Saccharomycopsis crataegensis, 2610 nucleotides. RefSeq lists its product as uncharacterized. NCBI's taxonomy places the organism in Eukaryota, Fungi, Ascomycota, Saccharomycetes, Ascoideales, Saccharomycopsidaceae. Bases 1 to 2610 code for a protein of 869 amino acids. The record is from RefSeq and is a predicted model, not a curated record. The transcript has 2 exons.
AUGCUUCUCUCAUUCAUAUUGAACUUUUCAAUAUUUUUCAUUUCUUCGGCACUCUCCUACGAUUUUUGCCAGUACAAUAAUUUAAGCAAGUGCUUCAAGUAUGAUACAAAUAUUUUCGUAUAUGAUUUAACCAAUCCACUGACUCCAGCUGGCAGUACCAACGAUGGGUCCCCUUCCUUUUUUGGCCCUUUUAAUUAUUGGAAAGACUCUAUUACAUUGAAACCUAAAGAGGUUGUCAUUCUUAGAGCAUAUUAUCGGGUUACUGGUGCUGCAUCACAUAUAAUUACUGUCGACACUGGCGGAAAGGCUUAUGUUUAUUUUGGCUCUGAAAAUGCAUUUGCCUGUGAUGAUCUUCUUGAACAAACUCCUACUGCCUCAACUUCAGGACAAGGUAUUGGUGAAGCUUCCAUUGAUGGCGCCACAGGCCUGAGCACUUUCACAGCUCAGGUAGAGCCUGGCUUCUAUCCAGUUAUGUUCCAAUUUGUGAACACCGGGUCGGAGGCUACUUAUUUUUCAUAUAACAUCCUCCUUCCAAAUGGUUACUCUUAUUUGAAUAUGUUUCUCACUCCAAUUGAUGAUGAGCUGCAAUGUAAUGCUGCUUUGUCAUCUUCUUCAUUAUCUUCAACUUCAACUAUCAUUUCUAGUUCCAGUUCUACUACUACUACUACUACUACUACAGCAACUUCAAGCUCCAGCUCCAGCUCUAGUUCUGCUACUGAUACAGCAACUUCUAGUUCCAGCUCUGCUACUGAUACAGCAACUUCUAGUUCCAGCUCUGCUUCUGAUACAGCAACUUCUAGUUCCAGUUCUGCUUCCACUGCUACUAUAACUUCUAGUUCCGGCUCCAGCUCUAGUUCUGCUACUGAUACAGCAACUUCUAGUUCCAGUUCUGCUUCCACUGAUACAGCAACUUCUAGUUCCAGCUCUGCUUCUGAUACAGCAACUUCUAGUUCCAGCUCUGCUUCUGAUACAGCAACUUCUAGUUCCAGCUCUGCUUCCACUGAUACAGCAACUUCCAGUUCUGGCUCCAGCUCUAGUUCUGCUACUGAUACAGCAACUUCUAGUUCUAGUUCUGCUACUGAUACAGCAACUUCUAGUUCCAGUUCUGCUUCCACUGCUACUAUAACUUCCAGUUCCGGCUCCAGCUCUAGUUCUGCUACUGAUACAGCAACUUCUAGUUCCAGUUCUGCUUCCACUGCUACUAUAACUUCCAGUUCCGGCUCCAGCUCUAGUUCUGCUACUGAUACAGCAACUUCCAGUUCUGGCUCCAGCUCUAGUUCUGCUACUGAUACAGCAACUUCUAGUUCUAGUUCUGCUACUGAUACAGCAACUUCUAGUUCCAGUUCUGCUUCCACUGCUACUAUAACUUCCAGUUCCGGCUCCAGCUCUAGUUCUGCUACUGAUACAGCAACUUCUAGUUCCAGUUCUGCUUCCACUGCUACUAUAACUUCCAGUUCCGGCUCCAGCUCUAGUUCUGCUACUGAUACAGCAACUUCCAGUUCUGGCUCCAGCUCUAGUUCUGCUACUGAUACAGCAACUUCUAGUUCUAGUUCUGCUACUGAUACAGCAACUUCUAGUUCCAGUUCUGCUUCCACUGCUACUAUAACUUCCAGUUCCGGCUCCAGCUCUAGUUCUGCUACUGAUACAGCAACUUCUAGUUCCAGUUCUGCUUCCACUGCUACUAUAACUUCCAGUUCCGGCUCCAGCUCUAGUUCUGCUACUGAUACAGCAACUUCCAGUUUCACUUCUGACUUUAGUUCUGACUCCAGUUCUGCUUCCACUACCACACAAACUGCUACACAAACUUCUGGUUCUGACUCAGGUUCUGACUCAGGUUCUAGUUCUGACUCAGGUUCUGGUUCUGACUCAGGUUCUGGUUCAGGUUCUAGUUCUGGUUCUGGUUCUGGUUCUGGUUCUGGUUCUGGUUCUGACUCUGGUUCAGGUUCUAGUUCUGGUUCUGGUUCUGGUUCUAGUUCUGGUUCUGGUUCUGGUUCUGGUUCUGGUUCUGGUUCUGGUUCUGGCUCUGACUCAGGUUCUGGUUCUGGUUCUGGUUCUGGUUCUGACUCAGGUUCUGGCUCUGACUCAGGUUCUGGCUCUGGCUCUGGUUCUGACUCAGGUUCUGGCUCUGGUUCUGACUCAGGUUCUGGUUCUGGUUCUGACUCAGGUUCAGGUUCUAGUUCUGGCUCUGGUUCUGGCUCAGGUUCUGGCUCUGGCUCUGGCUCUGGUUCUGACUCAGGUUCUGGCUCUGGUUCUGACUCAGGUUCUGGUUCUGGUUCUGACUCAGGUUCAGGUUCUAGUUCUGGCUCUGGUUCUGGCUCAGGUUCUGGCUCUGGCUCUGGCUCUGGUUCUGACUCAGGUUCUAGAACCCCAACCUCCACAAGAAUUACUAUUUCUUCAACGACUUCUGGAUCUAUUAAUACUGAAACUACAAUUUGGGAAUCAACAGAACACUCCUCUACCAUUACUUCUUGGGAAGCUCUGAAUUCUCUAACUUCAAAUUAUCCGACUCCUUCAAUUGAUGGUCAAAGUAUAAAUGAUGGGCAAACUGUUUGGAAUUCGAGACUUUUGACCUUGAUCUCUUCAGCUUUCUUAUUCCAAUUUUUAAUGUGA